This is a messenger RNA of Capsicum annuum, 1330 nucleotides long. RefSeq lists its product as uncharacterized. The coding region runs from base 137 to 829 and encodes 230 amino acids. The transcript has 2 exons. Lineage: Eukaryota; Viridiplantae; Streptophyta; Magnoliopsida; Solanales; Solanaceae. The record is from RefSeq and is a predicted model, not a curated record.
GAAUCCGACAUGCACUUAUCAACAUGUUUGAAGAGUCCGAGCAACAUAGGCGAACUCCACAUAUCCAAUUCUUAAACAAAAAUGUACAAAUUUACGCUUCGAUUUUUGACUAGAUGGAGUUGCAAAAGGGGAAAAAAUGAGAUUUUUUCUUAACCAUCGAAUAAUAUUAGACCAAACGUUUAACGAAGAUCUAGUAAGUUGCUCGAUUUCAGAUAGUACGAAGAACAAAUAUGAUCCUUUUCCGUUUUUAUUUGUUGGUAGCUUAGCAGGAGCUGCAUUAUUGGCACCAGUGAUCAACUUCUGGUGGCCUGGAUUUCCAGCAAACUUGACUAAACAAGCGUUCGAUGAGCAAUUACUUAGAGAUCGAUGGGCUUAUCGCGUUAUACACUAUGUCCCGUGGCUUGUAUAUUGGUGGAAUACUCAACAUUGGUUUCCUGGAUUUAGUGUUGUAACUGGUGAAUUCAAAUUGUCUCAACAAGAUAUACAAAUUUCCUCUUCACUUAAUGAGAUGCAACUUCAAGAGGCAUAUGUUAUACAACAAGGGGAGUUUGAGUCACUCCAUAGAGACUUAAUUAUUAGUUUGGGUAAAGUCGAAUUCGAUCCUAUGGAUUUGAAGAAUCCAUUCCCUAACAAUGAAGGCUCAGUACAUAUAUGGCAUGGUGUUGAAGAUGGCAUUGUGUCUGUUGAACUACAACGAUUCAUCGCGCGAAAUCUUCCAUGGAUACAUUAUCAUGAGCUACAAGAUGCUGGACAUAUAUUUCCUUAUGGUGAUGAUAGUGUUAAAGAUGCUCUAUGGAAGUCCCUUUUAUUGGGUCUUUCAAAGCCUUAGCUUUCAAUUUGGAUGUUCCUGUGGUUCGAUCCUUCCCCAGACCCCGCGUAUAGCAAGAACUUUACUGCAUCGUGUUGCCGUCAAAAAGAUUAAAAUAGAUUAUGAGAGGGUGUAGCAUUGCCUAAAUGUUCUUGUUUAGCAUGAGAAAGUGAAGUUAUCUCAUGUGUUGUUCAAUUUGAAUAAAGAUGAAAGAGUUUUCUUUUUUUGGGGUUUUCCACCUGGUGUUCGGUAUCCACAUUGGAGCCCCGACUAAUUUAAAUCGCGUACUGCAAGGCUCAUUCUGGAGGUGGUGCUCCCAACAAGAUUUUCUUCAUACUCAGAGCUUGAACCUGAGACCUUUGGUUAAGGGUGGAGUAAUUCCACCACUACACCACAACCCAUUGUCGAUUAAAGAGUUUAAGUACAAUAUACUGUCAGUAUAAAUAAUUUUUAUAUUAUCGAGUCAUUUUCAUUUGUUAUAGAUGGACGGAGGGAGUACCUUUUUGGCUGGAAAAAUUUACU